Molecule: messenger RNA, 1504 nt
Organism: Selaginella moellendorffii
Lineage: Eukaryota; Viridiplantae; Streptophyta; Lycopodiopsida; Selaginellales; Selaginellaceae
Product: GDP-mannose 3,5-epimerase 1
Exons: 6
Coding region: 242-1363 (373 amino acids)
Molecular function (GO): GDP-mannose 3,5-epimerase activity; NAD binding
Source: RefSeq, a predicted model, not a curated record
CCUUCCCUUCCCACGGGCCACCCUCCAUGAGAAAAUUUCCAUUUGGGAAAUUUUCUUGUGGCGUUGCAUAGAACCUCUACUGAGAUACCUUAGAAAUUUUCGUGCAAUUGUAAAAAGGUGAAAAGGAAAUAGUAAAAGGCUCUUUUCUUGGGGCCUUUUUACCCCAUACAUAGGGCUUGUAUAAAUUAGGAGGGAAGAGAGGAGAGAUAGCCAAAGGUUUGUAAUUUGAUAGCUAGAGGAGAUGGGGAGCCACUAUGGCGAUUACACCGCAGGGGCAGAGCUGGAGCGCGAGACCUAUUGGCCGAAUGAAAAGCUUCGCAUUUCCAUCUCCGGCGCUGGAGGAUUCAUAGCAUCACACAUCGCGCGGCGGCUCAAGGCCGAGGGCCACUACGUCAUCGCGUCGGAUUGGAAGAAGAACGAGCAUAUGAGCGAGGAGAUGUUUUGCCACGAAUUCCAUCUCGUGGAUCUGCGAGUGAUGGAGAAUUGCUUGGCGGUGACCAAGGGUGUUGAUCACGUCUUUAAUUUGGCAGCCGACAUGGGUGGGAUGGGAUUCAUACAAUCGAAUCACUCGGUGAUUCUUUUCAACAACACCAUGAUCAGUUUCAACAUGCUGGAAGCAGCUCGGAUCAAUGGAGUCAAAAGGUUUUUCUAUGCAUCCAGCGCAUGCAUUUACCCAGAAUUCAAGCAACUUGAAACGAACGUGAGUCUCAAGGAAUCGGAUGCUUGGCCAGCAGAGCCUCAAGAUGCUUAUGGACUAGAGAAGCUCUGCAGUGAAGAGCUGUGCAAGCACUACACCAAGGAUUUUGGAAUCGAGUGCCGGAUUGGAAGAUUUCACAAUAUUUAUGGGCCUUUUGGUACCUGGAAAGGUGGACGGGAGAAGGCUCCAGCGGCAUUUUGUAGGAAAGCUCUAACUUCCACUGAUAAGUUUGAGAUGUGGGGUGAUGGGAAGCAAACACGAUCAUUUACGUUCAUCGAUGAAUGUGUGGAGGGUGUUUUGAGGCUGACAAAGUCGGACUUUCGUGAACCGCUCAAUAUCGGAAGUGAUGAGAUGGUGAGCAUGAACGAGAUGGCUGAGAUUAUCUUGGGUUUUGGAGACAAGAAACUGCCAAUCCACCAUAUCCCUGGGCCAGAAGGUGUUCGUGGUAGAAAUUCGGACAACAAUCUGAUAAAGGAGAAGCUCGGUUGGGCCCCAACAAUGCGACUCAAGGAUGGACUCCGGAUCACUUAUAUGUGGAUCAAGGAGCAGCUAGACGAGGAGAUCUCUGAGGGACAGGAUAUGGCUGCUUAUAGCUCCUCCAAAGUUGUGGGAACUCAAGCUCCUGUCCAGCUUGGCUCGCUCAGGAAGGCCGAUGGCAAGGAGUAGUAAAGCGAACUUAAGUGACAAACUCAAAAAGUAAAAGAGUGAGCUUUGGAUAAUCACGAAGCGUUCCUUCACUCCCACUUGCGGUGGAAGUGAAAGAGUAGCAGCAAUAAGAAUACAAACAUCUUGGUUUUAUUUUUCUUU